Owenia fusiformis is the source of this 3658-nucleotide messenger RNA. The record is from the annotation of a GenBank genome assembly. NCBI's taxonomy places the organism in Eukaryota, Metazoa, Annelida, Polychaeta, Sabellida, Oweniidae.
GUCAUUAAGGAAUGUUCCUAAAUGAUACACUGGGACUUCGAUAUCUGAUUAUAGAAUUUUUGGCUAGCACUAACUUCAUGGUAGUUUUUACGACGGAAAAAAAUCCAAAGGAGGAUACACGUUUUGAUGCAUAAACACUGAUGGUCAGUGCAUUUUUGGAUAAAGUGACAUAAAAUACUUCAACGACAUACGUGAUCAUCAUAGGAGACAACAAUGGGGUGUGGUGGCAGCAAAAACACAGAUGUGAGACCCUUUACCCCUGUACAAAAUCAGCAACCAGUUACAAAACCUAGAACACUGACAAAAAGAUCUGAAACCCCAAUCCAAAUUCCUGGUACACCAAUACCUGAAAAUUCAACCUCUACCCAGGAGCCAAGGAGGCCAACUUCAAAACCUGAAACUCCAAAGACUAGGACACCAACCCCGAAACUUGAAACCCCGAAGCCUAGAACACCAACCCCAACUUCUGAAGCCCCAAAGCCCAGAACACCAACUCCAACUUCUAAACCCCCAAAGCCCAGAACACCUACACCAAUAUCUGAAACCCCAAAGUCUAGAACGCCAACCCCAACAUAUGAAACCCCAAAGCUUAGAACACCAACCCCAACAUCUGAAACUCCAAAGCCCAGAGUACCAACCCCAACAUAUGAAACCCCAAAGCCCAGAACACCAACCCCAACAUCUGAAAUCCUAAAGCCUGGAACAUCAACCCCAACAUCUGAAACUCCAAAGCCCAGAACACCAACCCCAACAUCUGAAACCCCAAAGCCCAGAACACCAACCCCAACAUCUGAAAUCCUAAAGCCUAGAACAUCAACCCCAACAUCUGAAAUUCCAAAGCCCAGAACACAAACCCCAACAUCUGAAACCCCUAAGCCCAGAACACCAACCCCAACAUCUGAAACCCCAAAGCCUAGAACACCAACCCCAACAUCCGAAACACCAAAGCCCAGAACACCAACCCCAAUAUCUGACACCCCACAGCCCAGAACACCAACAUCAAUAUCUGAAACCCCAAAGUCUAGAACGCCAACCCCAACAUCUGAAGCCCCAAAACCCAGAAUAAGUAACCCAACAUCUGAAACCACAAAGUCUAGAACGCCAACCCCAACAUCUGAAACCCCAAAGCCCAGAACACCAACAGAAAUAUCUGAAAUCUCAAAGUCUAGAACACCAACCCCAACAUCUGAAACCCCAAAGCCCAGAACACCAACAGUAAUAUCUGAAACCUCAAAGUCUAGAACACCAACGCCAAUAUCUGAAACCCCAAACCCCAGAACACCGACACCAACAUCUGAAUUCCAAAAGCCCAGAACACCGACCCCCCAACCCCAGAAUCCAAUAACAAGGGCCCAGACUCCGAAAAUCAGGACACUAACACCAAUUGAGCGAACUCCAACUCCAUCAUCUAGAAUUCCGACACCAUUAUCUCAAUGUCAUACUCCAGUGAUUUCAAAAUCAUCCUCUCCACAACCUACAACUGGAGACCUAUGCCAGCAAGUGAUAGACGACACUAAUGACAAUGCUAGCAUCUCAUUAAGCCAAGCUGGACUAAAUGGACACAUUUCACCCGAAUUAUACAAGGCUGAUAUUAAAGAGAUAAAAACACAAGAGGAACGCACCACUGAUAAUGAUGAUUAUCCACCUGACUUUGACAUUCAAAAUGUACAAGAAAUUGAUGAAACAUAUACUGCAGUAAAUGAUGAUUCCAAUGCUGUGAUUAUCCAAGAUAUAAAUGACAAUGUUAAUUUUGAAAAAAGUGCAAAUGUAGGGAAAGGUGGACCCACUCCGGAUCAGAAGGCUGAAAUAGCUGAAAAUGACGUAGAAGAAAAUUUACCUGAUAUAAAUGAUGCUUCAGAAAAUAAAAAGGACAGUGACAAAAUAAGUGAAAAUGAUAAAACAAAACUUACGAGUGGAGAAGAAGAAAUAAAACAUGACAGUAAAGUACUUGUUGCAACAUGUGAUUCCCACAUCGAUGAAAAGAAUGAAUUAGUUACGGAUAAAUUAAAGCCUAAACAAAGUGAUGUAAACAACAAAAUAGAAAUAAAUGAAGAAAAUCUUGAAGGGAAUGAGAUAAACGACAUAAACAUGGAAGAAGGGGGCGAAGCAAACAAAGUUGAAGAAAAUGAAAAAAUCAAUGAUGUAAGUGAAAAAGAAAAUGUCAAGAGCAGUGAAUUAGCAAAUCUUAAAGCUGUUGAAAGUGAUAAAUGUGUAACACUUGAGGAGGAAAGAAAUAAUGAAAAACAAACGGAAAACGAGGUACCUAUUGAUGGUCAAAUUUCUGAUCAAAAUAUAAAAUUAAAUGAAGAAGAAAUGUCUGAAGAAAAUAAAGGGAACAAUAAACAGACAAAUGAUGAAGAGGUUACACUUGUCAAUGAAGAAAAUAGUGAAGAAAAUAGAAUUAUGACUGAAUCAAAUGAAGAGCAGGCAGAUAAACUCAUUGAAGAAAAAACUGAAGCAACUGAAGAUUUUGAUAAAAAUGAAAACAUUAAUUCAAAUGGAAAUGAAAUCAUUGAACCAAAUAAUGAAGCCAAUGCUAUAGAAAAUGAGGAAAACACCAGUGGAGCAAAUGAAGAUAACAUUAAUAAUACAGUUAAUUCAGAAUCAAAAGAAGAAGAACCAAAGGGUGUAAAUGAAGAAAAUACUGUGGAGGAAAACAAAGUUGAAAAUCCUGAGGAAAAACACGAUGAAAUUGUGGCAGAAAGUGAAGAAAAAAAUGAAGAAAAUAUUGAAAUAAUUCCAAACAAUACAGAUACAAAUGAAGAAGAAACUAAACCUUCCUCGACUAUACAGCAAAUAGACUCAGUUGAAGAACAAUCAAACACAAGUCCAGAAGAUAAUAGAACACAAGAAGUCAAUGCUGAAACAAAUGGAGAAAACAAAAUUGAUACUGAAGAAAAUAAUGGCGUUGUAACAAAUGACGAACGUAUUGUAGUUGAGGCAGAUAUAAAAAGGACUGAAGAAAAUGAUAAUGAUCAAUCAGACUCAGAAAACACUAAAAAUAACAGUAAAGCAAAUGAAAAAGAAGAGACUUGAGAAAAUUAGAAAAAUGUACCAAAACAAGAAAUCGUGGAGGGAAAAGACACCAGAAAAUGAAUGCUGACGACAAUAAUGCAAUAGAAUCGUUACAUUUAUUUUAUAUUAAUGAUAUACAUCUGGAAGGUAUACUAGACUUAGUUUACAGCGUUGUCCAACGUAUUUUUUAACGUUUUUAUGUCUAGGGCUAUAAAAUAGUCUUGCUGUUAGGUUGUUAGACAAAUCGCUUGAAAUGUUGUAUGAUUUUGCCUCCAGUAGUAACAAAAAUUGGACAGAUACAAUGAGCUCAACUGUACUAUUAAAAUAAAUCAAAUUUGGAAAGCUUAGUUCUAUUUAGCAGAAAUGCUCAUGUUUUAGGUUAUUUUAAGAGGAAAAUUCAUUUGAGGUUUACCUUACUCUCUCUUAUAAGCACAAUGAGGUACUAUAUUUUUAUCGUCUCUACAAAUGUUCGACUCUUCAUAGUUAUAAUUUCUUGCAAAUGUAUUAUAGUAAAGGAGAAUAUGAAAUAAUAAACUGAUAUAACGUUACUACGAUGAAAAAGUGAACUUUGUUUUUUCACCUACUGUCAGCAUUCUAGGCAACACAUCUUAUGAAAAUGUACAUAUUACUUUUUAUAUAAAGG